Molecule: messenger RNA, 3233 nt
Organism: Python bivittatus (Burmese python)
Lineage: Eukaryota; Metazoa; Chordata; Lepidosauria; Squamata; Pythonidae
Gene: GFM1
Product: G elongation factor mitochondrial 1
Biological process (GO): mitochondrial translational elongation
Cellular component (GO): mitochondrion
Molecular function (GO): GTPase activity; GTP binding; translation elongation factor activity
Source: RefSeq, a predicted model, not a curated record
GUGAAGUUCCAAGAGUCGUGUCCGGCGUGACUUUUGGGAAGGGAGGCGCUGGCGUUUUCGCGAUGUUGAGGUGUCGACGGCUCUUGGGUCUGGUGUUGCCCCGGCAACAGCUCAUGUUAUAUAGCUGUAGAUGGUGUUCUUCAGGAAUUUUUCCCAAUGAAAAGAUCCGGAACAUAGGCAUUUCUGCGCACAUUGACUCAGGAAAGACUACAUUAACUGAACGUGUACUAUUUUAUACAGGAAAGAUAGCAGAAAUGCAUGAGGUAAAAGGGAAAGAUGGGGUAGGGGCUGUCAUGGACUCCAUGGACUUGGAACGACAGCGAGGGAUCACUAUUCAGUCUGCCGCAACGUACACCUUGUGGAAAGGCACAAAUAUUAACAUAAUUGAUACCCCAGGGCACGUUGAUUUCACAAUAGAAGUAGAAAGGUCACUGAGAGUUCUCGAUGGAGCCAUUCUCGUCUUGUGUGCUGUUGGAGGGGUUCAGUGCCAGACAAUGACAGUGAACAAACAAAUGAAGCGAUACAAUGUUCCGUUCUUGACCUUUAUCAAUAAAUUGGAUCGCACGGGCUCAAACCCAAACAGAGCAAUACAACAACUAAGAACCAAGCUGAAGCAGAAUGCUGCUUUUAUUCAGAUUCCUAUGGGACUGGAGGGUGAAUUCAGAGGAGUUGUUGAUUUAAUUGAAGAAAAAGCUAUAUACUUUGAAGGUGACUUUGGCCAGAUUGUUAAAUAUGAUGACAUCCCUUCUGAGUUCAGAGCAGAGGCCACAGAUCGCCGCCAGGAACUGAUUGAAUGUGUUGCAAACAUAGAUGAAAAACUUGGAGAGCUUUUUCUUGAAGAGAAGAUCCCAACAGUGACUGAUUUGAAGCUUGCAAUCAGAAGAACAACUCUCAAUAAGACCUUCACACCUGUUCUGCUUGGAAGUGCCCUGAAGAAUAAAGGGGUGCAACCUCUGUUGGAUGCUGUUCUAGCAUAUCUCCCAAAUCCAUCAGAAGUGCAGAAUUAUGCAUUACUCAACCAGGAGGAUACGCCGGAAAAAUCCAGGAUUUUGCUAGGUUCUGCGAGAAAUGAUUCCCUGCCAUUUUUGGGCCUGGCAUUUAAACUUGAGGCUGGACGUUUUGGGCAGCUGACAUAUGUUCGUGUUUAUCAAGGGAUGCUAAAGAAAAGUAGCUAUGUCUAUAACACCAGGACUGGGAAAAAGACACGGGUGCAAAGGUUCGCUCGCAUGCAUGCAGACAAGCUGGAGGAUGUGGAAGAGGUUUAUGCAGGUGAUAUCUGUGCAUUCUUUGGCAUUGAAUGUGCUAGUGGAGAUACAUUCUCAGAGAAAGCGAAUAGUGACCUUUCUAUGGAACCCAUUCAUGUACCUGAUCCUGUUGUUUCAAUAACAAUGAAGCCAUGCAACAAGAAUGAUGACAAGUUUGCGAAAGGCAUUAACCGUUUUGUAAGAGAAGAUCCCACUUUCCGAGUCCAUUUUGACACUGAGAGCAAAGAGACAGUUGUUUCAGGAAUGGGAGAACUACACCUGGAAAUCUAUGCUCAGCGAAUGGAAAGAGAAUACGGUUGUCCUUGUGUGACUGGAAAGCCUAAAGUAGCAUUCAGAGAGAGCAUCGAGGCCCCUGUACCGUUUGAUUAUACUCAUAAAAAGCAGUCUGGUGGGGCAGGCCAGUAUGGAAAAGUAAUAGGGUAUCUGGAGCCUCUAGAUGCAGAGAACUACACCAAAGUGGAAUUUCUUGACAAAACGAUUGGGACAAAUGUUCCAAGGCAGUUUAUGCCGGCUAUUGAAAAGGGAUUCCGUGAAGCAUGUGAGAAAGGCCCAUUGACAGGUCACAAGAUUUCAGGGGUGCGAUUUGUCCUGGAGGAUGGAGCUCAUCACAUGGUGGAUUCUAAUGAAAUCUCUUUCACCCGAGCUGCUGAAGGUGCCAUGAAACAAGCCCUGAAAGAUGCAAAAGCAUGUAUUCUUGAGCCCAUUAUGGAUGUGGAAGUCGUAGCACCAGUUGAAUUCCAAGGAGUUGUCAUGGCCGGAAUUAGUCGCCGUCGAGGCAUUAUUACGGGGCAAGAUGCAGCUGAAGAUUAUUUUACUCUCACUGCUGAGGUGGCAUUGAACAAUAUGUUUGGAUACGCUACAGAACUACGGUCAUGUACAGAGGGAAAAGGAGAAUACACAAUGGAAUACAGAAAAUACCAACCCUGUUCACUCAAUACACAGGAAGAAUUAAUUAACCAAUACCUUGAAGCAACAGGGCAACUUCCUGGGAAAAAGGGCAAGGUCAAAGGUUAAUGCACCUUCCAAAGGUUGGCAAGAAACUGCCAACAAGCUGUAUUUGUUGCAAGACUCUUACGAUUGAACAAGUGAAGAAAAUUCAGAGCAAUUUCAUCCUGGAUCAAAGCUUUGACUUUAUUAAGUCAUGAAAAGACUGCACAGAAAUUCCAUGAAUGAAUCACCAUCUUAAUUUAUAUUAAAAUGUUUUGUUUAGAGGCUUGAUAUUAAUUAAGCUGACAAUGUUCUUUUUCCCCUUCUGUCUCCUUCCACCCCACUCUCUGCAUACCUCCUUGCCAUUUUUGAAGCUUUCCCUUACUUAUUCAAAGAAUCAAAUGCAGGAGAAGCAACAGAUCUCCACCUGAGUUUUUGAAUAAUUGCUACCACAUCUGAGCUAGAAGAAUAAAUAACCUCACCCAGUGCUUGUACUAUACAAGGCAGACCUGUAGUAUAACAUGAACAUUUGAGGAAUAAAUAGUAAUUUAUAGGUUUCUAAUGAUAAGUGAAGAUAGAUUGUGGGGCAGAGUGAUUUUUUCCCUUUCCCUUCUUCUAGAAAUUGUGCAGCAAAGAAUAUCUUUAAUAUUAUUGACCUUAACUUCUCCACACCUUGGAAUUCAUUUCCAGUAAGAAUCCCACAUAUUUUGAUGCCUGUGAAAAUUUGAGAAAUGGUUCUAAAGAGCCCAACACAUCAGCUACUAACUGAAAUGAGUUCAAGGCAGAGAAGAGGUCUUUUGUUUCAGUUGCCAGAUAUUGGAUAUUAUUAAAAUGCCCAUUGCCUAUAAGGAAAUGUGUCUGAUCUCUCAGAGAAACACCCACCCAAAAAUGCAGCCUAAUUGAACAAAGGGAAUGUUGUCCCUCCCCAAUACCUUCUAUAUUAGGACAGCCAUGCAAUAUCUACAUCUACCUGUGUAUUAAAUUACUGGGAAUGACUUUAGAUGCCUGCAGGGCCAUCUAAAUAAAACUAAGUGCACAGAA